This is a messenger RNA of Penicillium oxalicum, 1044 nucleotides long. Its product is annotated as dihydroneopterin aldolase family protein. The coding region runs from base 1 to 1044 and encodes 347 amino acids. Gene Ontology annotation, cellular component: cytoplasm. The record is from RefSeq and is a predicted model, not a curated record. The transcript is spliced from 2 exons. Gene Ontology annotation, biological process: folic acid-containing compound metabolic process. Gene Ontology annotation, molecular function: dihydroneopterin aldolase activity. NCBI's taxonomy places the organism in Eukaryota, Fungi, Ascomycota, Eurotiomycetes, Eurotiales, Aspergillaceae.
AUGUCUUCUCGAUCGGCUGUGCAUAUUCCAGCUACCCCAGCUGUCCUGGAUAGCGUCCGUCUUCGUGACAUUGAACUUCCACUCCCUGCCGCCCCGGACCCAUGGCAUCGUCCUGGCAAGCCGCAGCCCUGCACAGCAAGCCUGAAGCUCUCCUACUCAUCAGCUAUCGCCGCUGCUGAAAAGGAUGAUGUGUCCCUCUCUAUCGACUAUGGCAAGCUGUUCCGUCGUCUGGAGACGGAUGCUCGCGAGAUGGCCCAUCACACCAGCUCUCCCGAGCAUCCGCAUCAUCGCAUGGUCAGUGUGGAAGGCACACGGCGAGAGGAGAUGAAAGCGAGUGAGGUCGGACAGGAUCCCCGGGUGACCGCUGGCAUUGUAGCAAAUUGUGGCUUGAGUCUCCUCGAUGAAACUGCUGCUGGAGUGCGCCGUAUGUCGCACCUCCGCCAGAGCCCUCGCAACAGCUUCUCGGGUGCCCAAGUGCCGGCCCUGCCACCUGCAGAUGCAGCCCCGAUCACCGCAGAGUAUGGUCGGUGUGAAGUGUGGUUGCAUCUACCAAAGGCAUUGCUUCGUGCUGAAGAGGGGCUCAAGUACCGGAGUGUCACAGUCUGGGGCUAUACCGACGAUGCUGGCGAGGGGGCUCUCGAGUCGGAAUCACGGUGCCCUGUCGUGCUGGAAGAAGAGUUCCGCAUUGAGGGUAUCCGGUGCUAUUGUAUCCUCGGUGUCAACUCCCACGAGCGAGUUGAGAAGCAGGCGGUCAUCAUUUCUCUGGGCUUUGAGGGACCAGGGCAACUAGCGUGGGGCUCGACCAUAGUCGACACCUACGUUGCUCUCACACGAGCCGUUGCAGAGAAAGUUGAUGAGACCACCUUCCAAACGGUCGAAGCACUUGCAACUUUUGUGGCCCGCAUCGUCACUGUGGACUUUGGCAAUGAGCGGGUUACCGUGCGGGUUGAGAAGCCCAGUGCCUUAGCUUUUGUUCAGCGUUCAGGGGUGGAAAUCACUCGCACCCAAGCAUUCUUUCAAAGCCACGAUGUGGCGCACAGGUGA